Vicia villosa (hairy vetch) is the source of this 537-nucleotide messenger RNA. RefSeq lists its product as uncharacterized. The coding region runs from base 1 to 537 and encodes 178 amino acids. Lineage: Eukaryota; Viridiplantae; Streptophyta; Magnoliopsida; Fabales; Fabaceae. The record is from RefSeq and is a predicted model, not a curated record. The transcript has a single exon.
AUGUCGGUGUUAGUGAAUGGUAGCCCAAUGAAAGAAUUCAUGGUGGAAAAGGGUCUUCGUCAAGGAGAUCCUAUAUCUCCUUUCCUUUUUGUUAUAGUGGCGGAAGGAUUGAAGGCUUUGGUCGGAAGAGCGGUUGUUAAUGGGGAUUUUGUUGGGUUUAAUGUCAAUGGAAAGUGUUUCAUUGACAUUCUCCAAUUCGCCGAUGAUACGCUUCUAAUUGGAGACGGAAGUUGGAAGCAUCUUUGGGCUAUUAAGGCGGUGUUGCGGAGCUUUGAAUUAGUCUCGGGUCUUAGGAUUAACUACCACAAGAGCAAAUUGAUUGGUGUCAACAUUAAUUCGCACUUCAUGGGAGUUGCUACUAAUUUUCUUAAUUGUAGGGAGGAAGCGAAAGAGUUCAAGUUUCUCGGUAUUCUUAUUGGUGCAAAUCCAAGAAGGAUCUCUACUUGGAAUCCUCUUUUGAACAAGGUUAGGAGGAAAUUGAAUUCGUGGAAAGGUCGGUGGCUUAGUUUUGGUGGGAGGAUUACUCUUAUAAAAUAA